Arabidopsis lyrata subsp. lyrata is the source of this 644-nucleotide messenger RNA. RefSeq lists its product as uncharacterized. The transcript is spliced from 2 exons. Gene Ontology annotation, cellular component: Golgi apparatus; endoplasmic reticulum. The record is from RefSeq and is a predicted model, not a curated record. NCBI's taxonomy places the organism in Eukaryota, Viridiplantae, Streptophyta, Magnoliopsida, Brassicales, Brassicaceae. Bases 111 to 629 code for a protein of 172 amino acids.
CGUAGUUUGGGAUAAAGAAAGGUCUACUUUGGUCACUGUUUUCUUCUUUUAAAGCCGGCGAGAGAAUUGUCGAAAAAUCAAAGAAAAAGGGACAAACUUUAGAAAAGCUUAUGGAUCCGAUCGAAUCUGUGGAUUACAAUGGCUUUGAGACCAUUAAAUGUAACUCCGACGUCGACCAUGGAUCGAAGAAAGUUGUGUCUCGGAAGCAAAAACCGGCGGAUCAGUCGGCGAAGAUGGUCGCUGCUUAUGUGGAGGAUGAGUGGAGCGGUGCCGGUGAGGCGAUAUCUAAAAGCCGAUCGAAUUGUGACGGUGAUGAGGGAUAUGAUUUCGACAACGAGAUAGCGACGAAGGAUGUGAAACCCAACAAGGAGACGAAGCCGAAAGUGUCUUUGGCCGAAGCUGCCGCAAAGAUCGAUCCUUGGGAUCUUGCGGAUUCCCUCGCCAAAAUAUCGAAAUCGUAUCAUGAGAUGAGAAAAUGUCUCGCAAGACCCCUUUUGGAGGUGCGGCUAUUGAGAUUUGUCGAUUACCUUGGGAUAACACUUUCCGCUGUGCAAUUUCCAUGGCUGGAGACGUUCAAGCCUUGGCCCAAGCUCAUAGAUCUGAUCGAUGUGAGCUCUUUUUUCCCCUGAGAUUUUCGAAUCAAA